Messenger RNA from Cyclopterus lumpus (lumpfish), 1713 nucleotides. It is a transcript of the gene zswim7, whose product is annotated as zinc finger, SWIM-type containing 7. The coding region runs from base 18 to 434 and encodes 138 amino acids. NCBI's taxonomy places the organism in Eukaryota, Metazoa, Chordata, Actinopteri, Perciformes, Cyclopteridae. Gene Ontology annotation, cellular component: Shu complex. Gene Ontology annotation, molecular function: zinc ion binding. The transcript is spliced from 5 exons. The record is from RefSeq and is a predicted model, not a curated record. Gene Ontology annotation, biological process: double-strand break repair via homologous recombination.
GGAAAAACGAUCUUAAAAUGCGUUCAUUUUUACCUGCAGUGGCCGAGCAGCUUUUCCGAGAUAUUGAAAACACACACCAGGAAACGUCCCAAAUUCCUGAUGACCUGCUCAUUGCGCUGAAGUUUGUCUUCGGGCCUUGCGCUCUGCAGGCUUUGGACCUUGUGGACCAGCAUUCGGUCACUUGUCUGUCUUCACCCAGCGGACGCAAAGCGUUCCAGGUGAUUGGAGGCUCGGGCCGCUUGUACACUUGCUUUGUGUCCUGUCACUACUGCCCGUGCCCGGCCUUCGCCUACACCGUGCUGCGCAGGAACGAGGGCCUCCUGUGCAAACACAUCCUGGCCGUCUACCUGUGUCGGGCCACGGGGGGGACUCGGCAGGAGAGCGUGUCCGAUCAGGAGAUGUCCACGCUGCUCAGCGGGACGGCCGCCCUGUGACUCCCAGGUCUGUUCAGGGCGGACCGGCACGUCCUCGCGGGCCCUCUUGGACCUGAGAGACGAUGUUUUGUACACUUUGGGUCACCGCGGACAGCACCGGAGCACAGGAACACCACCGCGGUUUCUGCCCUUUUCAUUCGUCUCCAUGAAAGACACCAGCUGUUGCUUUUAUUUAUUCUUUUCUUUUUGGAUGGGUUCUCCAUCGGUUUCCGGGGAAACGGCACAGCUGUUCAUUGAGUAUGUGCGGCGCUAUAUUUAGGUUAUUCUUUUCUACCAGAAGGCAUCAAUUAGGGAAGUGUAGUGAGCGACUUCAGAAGCAUUUGAAUGUUCGUGUUUCCGAGGUGUCGCAUGUAGAAAUAAAUCGUCAUGCGCUAUAAAGUUGUAAUUAAGGAAUACAGACUGAUCUGUGACAAUAUAAACAUUGCCUUUUAUCAACAAAAUAAGUCACCAUACAUACAGCUUGCAUCAUGUUAAAUAGCAGUAUCGGGUCGCGGUUGCACUUUAGACAGAACGGCCUCCAGAAAGGUUCCUCGACACUGUAGCAUAUGACAGACUGAUGGUGCUUCGGAAUGAAAGGCAGGAAUGUUGCACCAGGUCAACUCAUUGUCCAGCUCACCUUUUUCAAAUCACAAAAGAAGGCAAUCGUUUGACAUCAAUCAAUAGCUUGUAGAAAGUUGGACACCUACAGUAUGUAUUUGUACACAUCAAUAAACAAAGACAUUGACACGACAGUACAGCGCAGUUACAGUAUAGAUGUCUCCGUUGGAAUGGACUGAAGCUGUGGCACACUCCUGUGUUUAGCCCUUGGAGUUCGUUAGAUGUGGGGCCAAUUUAUUCCGUUGUAUAAGCUCACCAGGACCGUUCACAAUAAUGCCGAUGAAAAAAGAAAGAGACAAAGCACAGCUUUAAGAUUUGACACGGGGGGGACAUUUCAUCAUUGUUACCCGAUUCAAAAUGGUAUUAUUUUAUUUGGGCUUCAGCUGGACAUUCUUCUAAAGAGUAAAGCGAAUGGAGUCCUUAGUGUAACGUGUUGGAAGCUUCUUCCUUUCAACAGGAGCGUCUUCUCAAAGGAAAGCGCUUCUUUGAGCUCAGGCGGUGACCUCGGCAGCUUGUUGGAGGACCAGAUGAGAGCCUCGGGGUCCCAGCUGUGUCAGAGGGGGUGGUGUUAUGGUGCUUUAUGCGAUGUAAGCCAUGAAAUACAUGUGUACCAGCAGCUUGGGUGAGGAGGGGGAAAAACAUAAAUUGCAUUGAUUUUGAAGUAUCAAAUUUGCCAAAAAAA